Molecule: messenger RNA, 1641 nt
Organism: Toxotes jaculatrix (banded archerfish)
Lineage: Eukaryota; Metazoa; Chordata; Actinopteri; Toxotidae
Gene: trmt61a
Product: tRNA methyltransferase 61A
Exons: 4
Coding region: 170-1075 (301 amino acids)
Biological process (GO): tRNA methylation
Cellular component (GO): nucleus; tRNA (m1A) methyltransferase complex
Source: RefSeq, a predicted model, not a curated record
UUCCCCUGAAAACAACACCACAUGUGUGGAGAAUGAAUGGUGGCUGUCAGCGGUGUUCACAUGCACGUACAGCGACAUUAAAAGCAGGAUUUGCCGUUUGCUGACCAGAUUUUGUGUUCGUAUUAAACUCCAAGGGACACCACUGCCGGAGAAGAGGGACGUGUUCACCAUGAGUUUUGUGGAGUACUCAGACUUCAUUCAGGACGGGGACAUUGCCAUUAUCUAUUUGGGCCACGACUCCACGAUGCCUGUCAAGGUCCAGCAGGGUGCCCAAACGCAAACCCGCUACGGAGUCAUUCGCCAUUCGACAGACCUGAUUGGUCAGCGUUAUGGAUCGAAGGUCACCUGCAGCAAAGGUGGCUGGGUCCACGUUCUUCACCCAACACCCGAGCUGUGGACGGUCUCCCUGCCGCACCGCACACAAAUCCUCUACACCACAGACAUCGCCACCGUCACCAUGAUGCUGGAGCUGAAGCCGGGAUCCGUCGUGUGCGAGUCAGGUACAGGAAGCGGCUCUCUCUCCCACGCCAUCCUACGUACCAUCGCCCCCACAGGUCACCUGCACACGGUGGAGUUCCACCAGCAGCGGGCGGAGAAGGUGGCCGAGGAGUUCAAGGAGCACCGCGUGGAUCACCUGGUCACCGUCAGGAACCAGGACGUGUGCAAAGACGGGUUCGGCGUGACCGGGGUGGCCGACGCUGUCUUCCUGGACAUCCCCAGCCCCUGGGAGGCGGUGGGGCACGCCAAGGCUGCCAUGAAGAAACAAGGAGGUCGGGUGUGCUCGUUCUCUCCUUGCAUAGAGCAGGUCCAGAGGACGUGCGAGGCCCUGGCGGAUCAGGGCUUCGAGGAGAUCAGCACCAUGGAGGUCCUGCUGAGGGUCCACGACGUUCGAACCGUCACCCUGCCGCUGCCCGACUUCGGCCCCGACCCCUCCGCCCGGCCUGACAUCACAGAGGAGGCGCCUCCCACCUCUGCACCAAACCACGCCUCCGUCGCCCUGAAGACCACCACACCGCCCAGAGAAAUCCCAGGUCACACAGGUUACCUCACCUUCGCCACCAAACCAAGAACCUAAAGCUCAGAGCCCAGAAUGAUUUCUCUCCAGCGUGGUUAAUAAUCCACUCUGUGCCUCGCUCUAGUGUAGUUUCCUUGUCCGUUUAUAAGACUGUGAUAAUCCAGCAGGGGUACCAGGUUCCUCCUGGUCCCGGUUGGCACUGCAACGCCAAGAGGAUUUACAGUUUUGUGUUACAUAAUUUUGCGCUCCUGUCCCUUGGCACCAGUUUGUUGCUUGCAUCAAGCAAGAGUGAAAAUCAGGUCGAGAGCGAUUGAAUUUGAGAAACGUACACUCGCCUCCCCUUUUAUAAAAAUUACUUUUAAUCGCUGUUUUCAUUUGUCGGGGAAAGAAAUCGUUUUAUUUUUCCCUUUUUUUUGUAUUCAGGCAAAUACAAUAAAUGUGUGGAAAAAAUCACAUUUUCCUUUUUCUAUUGUACGACAGCAUCAACAUGUAGCAGAAAGAGAAACAGCUGCCAAUGAAAGGUCAAAGGUUAAAUCCCCUGUUAAAGUGCCUAAAUGAAUCGUGUAUAAAUGAGCAGAGAAAGUUCUCAGAGUGAAAUAAAGUCCAUCUGCUGAAGAAGACUGACA